Molecule: messenger RNA, 1833 nt
Organism: Camellia sinensis
Lineage: Eukaryota; Viridiplantae; Streptophyta; Magnoliopsida; Ericales; Theaceae
Source: RefSeq, a predicted model, not a curated record
AUGCUUAGUGGUCCAGUCUCUUCAUACAUUGGUCAAUUGACCAAUCUGAUCUUUUUGUAUCUUUCUUCAAAUCGAUUCAAUGGUUCCAUCCCUCUAGUAAUAUGGAAGCUAAAGAAUUUGCAAAAAAUUUCUAUGCAUGAUAACAUGUUUAGUGGUCCAAUCCCUUCAUCUUUUGGUCAAUUGAGCAAUUUGAUCUUUCUAGAUCUCUCUUCAAAUAGAAUUAGCGGCUCCAUCCCUCAAGAGACUUGGAAACUAAAGAAUUUCCAAGUGAUUAAUAUGGGUCAUAACAUACUUAGUGGUUCAAUCUCUUCAUUUUUGGGUGAAUUGAUCAAUUUGACAUUUUUAGAUCUUUCUUCAGACCGACUCAACGGUUCCAUCCCUCUAGAAAUAGGAUAUUUGACGCACUUGUCUUACUUGGACUUGAGUAGCAACUUCCUCACAGGUCGAAUUCCAUUGUCUCUAGAUCGAUUGACAGAUCUUUACUCUCUUAAUCUGUCUGCAAAUCAGAUGGACGGAAUGGCACCACCUGAUCAUGGGGGUUUGCCCAGCCUUAGUGAGCUUGAUUUGUCAUUGAACCAACUUUCAGGCCACAUACUAAACCUCCAACUUACCAAUGGAGCUCGGCAUCUAGAUCUCUCGCAUAAUCGGCUCACCGGGCCUCUCCCUAAGAAGCUAGAACAACUCAGCAAUUUGUUGUACCUAGGAUUGAGUAGCAACUAUUUGAAUGGACCAAUACCGACUGGAUUAGCAUCUUUGCCAUUAGAGUACUUAAAUCUCUCCCACAAUAAUCUGUCUGGUGAAAUCCCCAUUGGUUUUACGGGACGGCAUGGAUCUGUUGACUUGUCAAACAAUGCUUUCGAGGAUCAAAUAUCACAUAGAUCUCAACAUGCGCAUCUAAAGAAGAAAAAAAUUGCCUACAAAAACAUCAUCGCAGCAACAAAUGAUUUUGACAUUAGAUAUUGCAUAGGAACAGGUGGUUAUGGCAGCAUUCAUAGAGCACAAUUGCCUAGUGGCAAGGUAUUUGCAUUGAAGAAGCUUCAUCGUUUUGAAGCUGAGGAUUCAAAUUUUGACAAGAGUUUCAAGAAUGAGGUGCAAAUGUUAACUAAAAUACGAUAUCGAAAUAUAGUGAAACUUUAUGGAUUUUGUUUGCACAACAGAUGCAUGUUCCUGGUGUAUGAAUAUUUGGAAAGGGGAAGCUUGUUUUGUGCCUUGAGAAUUGAUGUUGAUGCUGUUGAAUUAGGAUGGACUCAGAGGGUAAACAUUAUUAAAGCAAUAGCACAUUCUCUAUCCUACUUGCAUAAUGAUUGCAACCCACCUAUUGUUCACCGAGACAUAUCGAGCAACAACAUUCUAUUGAACUCUGAAUUGGAGGCUUGUGUCUCUGACUUUGGCACCGCUAGGCAGUUAUAUCCCGAUUCAUCGAAUCAAACAGUAAUUGCAGGCACUUAUGGAUAUAUUGCCCCAGAACUUGCCUACACUAUGGUUGUGACUGAAAAAUCCGAUGUUUAUAGCUUUGGGGUAGUUGCACUAGAAACAAUCAUGGAAAAGCAUCCAGGAGAACUCCUCUCAUCAUUGGCAUCGUUGUCUACUCAAAAUAUAAUGCUAAGUGAUGUCUUAGACUCACGCCUUCCGUAUCCAACUAAUCUGACAGUUGUAAGGAACAUUGUGCUAGCUGCUGCGUUGGCAUUUGCAUGUGUGCAUUCUGAGCCAAGAUCUCGUCCAACAAUGCUAUUCGUAUCUCAAGAGUUGCUUGUUUGCAAGAAGACUUUAGCUACACCUUUUCGUGUGAUUUCACUACAACAUCUAUUGAAUCCAGAAAUGGAUUUUACAUGA